This is a messenger RNA of Paramuricea clavata, 2383 nucleotides long. The record is from the annotation of a GenBank genome assembly. Lineage: Eukaryota; Metazoa; Cnidaria; Anthozoa; Malacalcyonacea; Plexauridae.
AUGCCUGCAGCUCAGACCUUGGUUGGCCAAAUGACCUCUCAAGCGGAGAAGGUAGCCUCUCAAGUGAGUUUUGUUUCAUUUGACAUUGUGACAUUUAAAAAAAACUAACUUGGAAAAUCAGUUUUGCAUAAUUCAAGAUCAGCAUUUCCAAAUUUUGACAUUUCCAAACUAUGCAUAAUUGAUUUUUCUAGUUAGUUUUUUCAAGUAACAGGGCUAAAAAGGACCUUAAUAACCAUCAUUCAAAAGGCUGAAUUGUGCUUUUAAAAAAAUGAGAUAUUAAUUUCUUUGUUUUGGACAAGUUAAACCACCAUGUUGGUGAUAUAUCUAAUUAAAGUGCAACUUCGAGCUUGGUAUUUCAAAACUAGUGAGAGUUCACAACUAGGAGAACUUACGGAAAUAUUUUUAGAUCGUGACCCUCAACCAAAAAACACCGCCUUAAUACCUAGGUUUGAAAUAGAAAAGCCAGCAACAUUGGUUUUAAAGAAUGUCGAUGAAACUUAUAAUGGAAUAUUCAUUUUCAACCUUCGAAAUCAAUAAUAUCCUUUGCAGUCAUAUUUAUCUGAAGUUGUUGUCAUUAAACACCAAAACUUUCAGUUUUCAAUGUUUGUUUUACCACUUUCGUUAGUUCCAGAGAGUUGCAUGCAUCAGUAUGGUUUGGCAUGGCCACGGUUAACAAAUAUCUUAAUUUUGAAAAUAUUCUAUUUGGCGAGCAAUCAUCUUUUGCAUGCUGCAGCCUUGAGUAAAACAGUUUAAUUUUGGGAUUUUCAAAUAUUGGUUUGUAUGUAUUUUGUCAGGUAAUUUACCCUCAUUUAAGAGUAAAAUACAAGUUAUAUUUGAAAAUAAAGUGUGUGCAAUUUUACUUGUAUUUUUCAGAUAGUUGAAUCCCUCUCAAUCGGCAACAUUCUUGUAUGACUAACAAAGUUUUAUUAUCCCUUGUUUCUUUGCAUUAUUAAGCAUAGUCGGAAAUGCAGGUCCAUGCACGUGGAUAAGACAUUGAGGCCAGAUGUGCAGUAAAAAUCUUCCAUAUACUAUAUAUCUUGAGUUGCACUCUAUAACCUUACAGAAUGAUUCUCUAACAUCUUACAUAGUUUCAUUACAUUUCAGAAAACCCAACUGUGACAUUGAGUUGUUCCAGUCCUGUCACAGUAAAUGAAGGUGAUAAUGUCACAUGUAUAUGUAGAGGUAAAGGUGGAAAUCCUUCAGCCAAUGUAACUUGGUAUGAUAAAGGUGGCGUCCAGAUUGUUGGAACAGGAAAAGAAGAACAGACAUUAACUCUAAGUAAUGUUGUUAACACAGCCAGUGGAACUUACAAAUGUGUAGCCAAAAGCCACACUUUAACAGAUGAAAAAUCAAUCGAAAUAAUUGUUUAUAGUAAGUAAAUUGCAUGAUAAUACAUAACGUUUUAAACGAAACUACUAGCCAAGAUAUCGUUUAUUUCAUUAAUAUUUGUGAAUAUAUCUCAAAUAGUACAGUAGGAAUAUGUAUUUUAUAGGAAAAAAGCUUACUUAUAACAAGUGACCGCGAAAGCGUAAAUUUUCGCUGAUUGAGUAGGCGUGCAAUUAAGUUUUCUAACAGUAUAAACUCGGAUCUUCUGCAGUGUAAAAAGAAGAAAAUGUCAUUUAGUAUAAAGAGUUUGUAUCUUAUUAUAGACGCAGUUCCACCUACAGUGAUAAGCCUGAGGUCGACUCCGGAAAAUGUCGUAUUUGGUGAAUCAAUUGUGAUAACGUGUGAAGCUAGCUGUGCCUUUACCAAGUUAUAUCAUAAUCCAUAACAAUACUGAGAUCGUCAGUACUCACAAGACGUAUAUUAUAACAGUUUUGAAAUACCGUGAUGCUGGGUCAUAUAAAUGUAUUGCAACAAGUAUACUGGGAAAUAGUUCAAAAGCAUUUAUAGUUUGUUUGUCGCAGGUGACUAUAACAUAUACAAUCUUUUCUAUGAUAAUUGCAUUGCCUUUUAAAAAGUAUACUGUAGUCUAUCAAGCUUAAAAUGUGAUUUCAUUUCCAGUAACGAAUACUCAACCUAAAAAAGAUUGCGAAGCAGGUAAGGUGGUUUUCUUUUCCCAACAUGGUUCAGAAAAUAUAAUGUUUGUUUUCUUUUGAGAUAUAGUCUACCCAGUACAGUACGCAGAAACAAAUUGAUUGGAAAAUUGGUAAGCCCAUAUGUGUGACUGUGUUCUUCUUAAUUUUCAGGAAAAGCAGUUUUAGAAGAAGCAAAUCGCAGUGGAGCUGUAUGCUAUAUGGUCGUGGUAAUCUUGGUUACAUUGUCUCAUGUUCUCGUCGUAAAUUUAGAAGUAGGAAACCUCAGUCAAAUCCUGAACCAAAGGCAACUGAAGCAAGAGCUUGAUCUUUCAAAAAUGAACACAGAGGAUAAUUAUAAUCAUUAA